This is a messenger RNA of Penicillium lagena, 1158 nucleotides long. RefSeq names its product GSK family serine/threonine-protein kinase. The transcript has 5 exons. Lineage: Eukaryota; Fungi; Ascomycota; Eurotiomycetes; Eurotiales; Aspergillaceae. Gene Ontology annotation, cellular component: cytoplasm. Gene Ontology annotation, biological process: protein phosphorylation; signal transduction. Bases 1 to 1158 code for a protein of 385 amino acids. Gene Ontology annotation, molecular function: ATP binding; protein serine/threonine kinase activity; protein serine/threonine/tyrosine kinase activity. The record is from RefSeq and is a predicted model, not a curated record.
AUGCUUCCCUGUCGCACAGAGGUCAUCCGUGAGAAAGUCCAAGAUGGACUGACGGGGGAGUCCAAGGAAAUCUCGUACACACAAUGCAAGAUUGUGGGCAAUGGUUCGUUUGGAGUGGUGUUCCAAACGAAGAUGUCCCCCAGCGGGGAGGACGCAGCCAUCAAACGGGUCCUGCAGGAUAAGCGGUUCAAGAAUCGUGAGCUACAGAUUAUGCGGAUCGUGCGCCACCCCAACAUCGUCGAGCUCAAGGCCUUUUACUACUCCAACGGUGACAGGAAAGAUGAAGUGUACCUGAACCUCGUCCUGGAGUACGUCCCGGAAACGGUGUAUCGCGCAUCGCGGUACUUCAACAAGCUCAAGACAACAAUGCCGAUGCUGGAGGUCAAGCUGUACAUCUACCAGUUGUUCCGGUCGCUGGCGUACAUUCACUCGCAAGGGAUAUGCCAUCGGGACAUCAAGCCGCAGAAUCUGCUCCUGGACCCCAACACGGGUGUCCUGAAACUCUGCGACUUCGGGUCUGCCAAGAUCCUGAUCGAAAAUGAGCCCAACGUCUCCUACAUCUGUUCCCGCUACUACCGCGCGCCCGAGUUGAUCUUUGGUGCGACCAACUACACAACCAAGAUCGAUGUCUGGUCGACCGGUUGUGUGAUGGCCGAGCUGAUGCUCGGACAACCCCUCUUCCCUGGUGAAUCGGGCAUUGACCAGCUGGUGGAAAUCAUCAAGGUUCUCGGAACCCCGACGCGCGAGCAAAUCCGGACCAUGAACCCCAACUACAUGGAGCACAAGUUCCCGCAGAUCAAGCCGCAUCCCUUCAACAAGGUGUUCCGCAAGGCCCCCCCAGAGGCCAUCGAUCUCAUCUCCGCCCUCCUGGAAUAUACGCCCACGCAACGCCUAUCGGCCAUUGAAGCCAUGUGCCACCCCUUCUUCGAUGAGCUUCGGGACCCCAGCACUCGGCUACCGGAUUCACGUCACCACAACAACCCACCCAAGGAGAUGCCCACUCUCUUCGAUUUCUCGCGACAUGAACUGUCGAUCGCGCCCUCGCUGAACCACCAACUGGUUCCCGCUCACGUACGGCCGGCUCUCGAGGCCCAAGGGCUCGAUAUCGACAACUUCAAGCCUCUGACAAAGGAGGAGAUGAUGGCACGCCUCGAUUGA